AUGGGGAACAUCAACAUUUGGAGUACAGACAUCAGUAACACCGACAUUGGGAGUACAGACAUCGGGAACACCGACAUGGGGAACACCGACAUGAGGAACACCGACAUGGGGAACACAGACAUGGAGUGUACAGACAUGGAGAACACCGACAUGGGGAGUACAGACAUGGGGAACAUCGACAUGGGGAACAUCAACAUUUGGAGUACAGACAUGGGGAACACCGACAUUGGGAGUACAGACAUGGGGAACACCGACAUGGGGAACAUCAACAUUUGGAGUACAGACAUGGGGAACACCGACAUUUGGAGUACAGAUAUGGGUAACACCGACAUGGGGAACACCGACAUGAGGAACACCGACAUGGGGAACACCGACAUGGGGUGUACAGACAUAGGGAACACCGACAUGGGGUGUGCAGACAUGGGGAACAUCGACAUUGGGAGUACAGACAUGGGGAACACAGACAUGGGGAGUACAGAUAUGGGGAACACCGACAUGGGGUGUGCAGACAUGGGGAACAUCGACAUUGGGAGUACAGACAUGGGGAACACCGACAUGCGGAGUACAGAUAUGGGGAACACCGACAUGGGGAGUACAGAUAUGGGGAACACCGACAUCGGGAACAUCGGCAUUGGCAGUACAGACAUGGGGAACACCGACUUGGGGAACAUCGACAUUUGGAGUACAGACAUGGGGAACACCGACAUGGGGAACACCGACAUGGGGAGUACAGAUAUGGGGAACACCGACAUGGGGAACAUCGGCAUUGGGAGUACAGACAUGGGGAACAUCGACAUUGGGAGUACAGACAUGGGGAACAACGACAUGGGGAGUACAGACAUGUGGAACACCGACAUAGGGAGUACAGAUAUGGGGAACACCGACAUGGGGAACAUCAACAUGGGGAGUACAGACAUGGGGAACACCGAGAUGGAGUGA
Messenger RNA from Haliotis rufescens (red abalone), 939 nucleotides. RefSeq lists its product as uncharacterized. The coding region runs from base 1 to 939 and encodes 312 amino acids. Lineage: Eukaryota; Metazoa; Mollusca; Gastropoda; Lepetellida; Haliotidae. The record is from RefSeq and is a predicted model, not a curated record. The transcript has a single exon.